GGAAACUUUUAGUCGAAGAAGCGAGCGAAACUUCCAGCCAUGAACGGAACAGAAGGUCCCAACUUUUAUGUACCCAUGUCAAAUAAGACUGGGAUUGUGAAGAAUCCAUUCGAGUACCCCCAGUACUACCUGGCUGAACCAUGGAAGUUCUCGGCUCUGGCUGCCUACAUGUUUUUCUUGAUCAUUACGGGCUUUCCAAUCAAUUUCCUCACACUGCAUGUCACCAUUCAGCACAAGAAACUGAGGACACCUCUGAACUAUAUCCUGCUGAACCUCGCUGUGGCAGACUUGUUCAUGAUCACAGGGGGCUUCACAACCACUAUGUAUACCUCCAUGCACGGCUAUUUUGUGUUCGGGCCCGCAGGCUGCAACGUUGAAGGUUUCUUUGCAACACUUGGGGGUGAAAUAGCCCUGUGGUCUCUGGUGGUACUAGCUAUUGAGAGGUACAUCGUGGUGUGCAAGCCUGUGAGUAACUUUCGGUUUGGCGAGAACCACGCCGUCAUGGGGGUAGCGCUGACCUGGAUCAUGGCGCUGGCCUGUGCCGCUCCUCCGCUCUUCGGGUGGUCCAGGUACAUCCCUGAAGGGAUGCAGUGCUCAUGUGGAAUCGACUAUUACACAGUGACGCCUGAGGUGAACAACAAGUCCUUUGUCAUCUACAUGUUUAUUGUUCACUUCUCCAUCCCUCUGACUGUCAUCUUCUUCUGCUACGGCCGCCUAGUGUGCACUGUCAAACAGGCUGCAUCCCAACAGCAAGAAUCAGAAACUACCCAGAGGGCCGAGAAGGAAGUGACCCGCAUGGUCGUUGUCAUGGUGAUCUCUUUCCUGGUGUGUUGGUUGCCCUACGCCAGCGUGGCAUUCUACAUCUUCGUGAACCAGGGCAGCAACUUUGGUCCCGUCUUCAUGACUGCCCCAGCUUUCUUUGCCAAAAGCUCUGCCCUCUACAACCCUAUCAUCUACAUCCUCCUGAACAAACAGGCUUGCUCUUCCGUCCUUGUAAAGUUCCGUCGCUGCAUGAUCACCACCUUGUGCUGUGGGAAAAACCCUUUUGGUGAAGAGGACACCACGUCGGCAUCCGGAAAGACCGAAGCUUCGUCUGUGUCCUCCAGCCAGGUGUCUCCUGCCUGAUGCUUCAGACAUCCUCCUCCCCUUCUGCUCCGUGUGCAUUGAGCUACCAAGUGGAUGUCAGUGGCUGUUCCCAUUCAACCUCCAGGCACUGAAGUUUUUGUUGUAAAAUGUGU
This is a messenger RNA of Lepisosteus oculatus (spotted gar), 1238 nucleotides long. Lineage: Eukaryota; Metazoa; Chordata; Actinopteri; Semionotiformes; Lepisosteidae. The record is from RefSeq and is a predicted model, not a curated record.